AUCACUUUCUUCCCAUAGUAAUGGUAGAAAUCUCUCAAUAAUCUCUCAAAGAUUAAAAAAAUGCAUUCAAUCGAUGUACUGAAACCAGUUAUAACAACGAAAUUUGCUCUAAAUUUGACGGAUAAUCGCAAGGAUUUGUGUACAUAUGGUAGAUUUAGGGUUCUAUAUCAGAAUCCUUUCAUUACUCUUUCAAAUACAUCGACAUGGAUCCAACCGAUUGUUCUUGGAAGACGUGACCUAUGGAGAGGGUUUGUCAGGAAUCAAGGCGGUAGAGAGAGUAGAAUCCGAGCUAAUAGUUCAUGCGAGCAAGAUACGGAAGAGAAUAACGAAGCUAAUGGCGGUGGCGAGAGUAAAGGAGUGAAUAAGAAUUCUCCGCCGCGGAAGGGAAAGGGAGGUUGGUGGAAAGGUGAGAAAUGGAGGUGGCAGCCAAUUAUUCAGGCACAGGAGAUCGGUAUGCUUUUGUUACAGUUAGGGAUUGUUAUGUUCUUUAUGCGGAUUCUUCGGCCUGGAAUUCCUUUACCAGGGGCUGAGCCGAGGACGAUGACGAGUUAUGUUAGUGUGCCGUAUAGUGAUUUCUUGAGUAAAAUUAAUAGUAAUCAAAUUCAGAAAGUUGAGGUUGAUGGUGUUCAUAUUACAUUUAAAUUGAAGUCGGAAUCAAUUAAUGGGGAAAUUGAGGUUGGAAGCACUAAUAAGUUGCAGGAUUCGGAGUUGAUGUUGCGAAGUGUUGCUCCUACUAAGAGAAUCCUUUAUACAACUACUCGUCCAAGUGAUAUUAGAGCUCCUUAUGAUAAGAUGCUUGAGAAUGAUAUUCAGUUUGGGUCCCCGGACAAGAGGUCCGGUAGCUUCGUCAGCUCCACUUUGAUAGCUCUAUUUUAUGUUGCUGUACUUGCAGGACUUCUUUAUCGCUUCCCUAUCAAAUUUACACAGCAUUCAGCUGGGCAGCUCAGGACUCGAAAAUCUGGGACUGGUGGAGGAAAAAUGUCUGAACUGGGUGAAGCUAUCACAUUUGCUGAUGUUGCAGGUGUGGAUGAGGCUAAAGAGGAGCUAGAAGAAAUUGUGGAGUUCCUUAGGAAUCCAGACAGAUAUAUUAGACUUGGUGCACGACCUCCUCGAGGUGUCCUUCUGGUGGGUCUGCCAGGAACAGGGAAGACGCUUUUAGCCAAGGCUGUAGCUGGGGAAGCCGAUGUUCCUUUCAUAAGUUGUUCCGCAAGUGAAUUUGUAGAACUGUAUGUUGGAAUGGGAGCAUCUCGUGUUAGAGACCUCUUUGCCCGAGCAAAGAAGGAAGCACCUUCAAUAAUAUUUAUAGAUGAGAUAGAUGCUGUAGCAAAAAGCCGUGAUGGCAAAUAUCGUAUUGUCAGCAAUGAUGAGCGAGAGCAAACCUUGAACCAGUUGCUUACGGAAAUGGAUGGUUUUGAUAGCAGCUCUGCUGUAAUAGUACUUGGAGCAACUAAUAGAGCAGAUGUACUGGAUCCCGCUCUUCGCCGACCAGGCAGAUUUGAUCGUGUAGUUAUGGUUGAAACCCCUGAUAGGAAUGGGAGAGAAGCCAUAUUGAAAGUACAUGUUUCAAAGAAAGAACUUCCUCUAGGCGAGGAUGUUGAUCUUUCUGACAUAGCUUCUAUGACAACUGGUUCUACAGGGGCAGACCUAGCGAAUUUGGUAAAUGAGGCUGCUUUACUUGCUGGAAGACAAAGUAAGAUUGUAGUGGAGAAAGCUGAUUUUAUCCAAGCUGUGGAACGAUCGAUUGCGGGAAUUGAGAAAAAGACUAUGAAGUUGCAGGGCAACGAAAAGGCUGUGGUUGCACGGCAUGAAGCUGGUCAUGCCAUUGUAGGGACUGCUGUUGCUAAUCUUCUGUCUGGUCAGCCACGUGUUGAGAAGUUGAGCAUAUUACCGAGGUCUGGAGGGGCAUUGGGUUUCACUUACUCGCCUCCCACAAAUGAAGAUAGAUAUUUGCUGUUUGUGGAUGAGUUGCGAGGGCGGUUGGUGACUCUCCUGGGUGGACGUGCUGCUGAAGAGGUUGCUUACUCGGGGCGUGUUUCAACAGGUGCAUUUGAUGACAUUCGUAGAGCAACAGACAUGGCAUACAAGGCAAUAGCAGAGUAUGGUCUUAAUCAGGCUGUAGGACCUGUUUCAUUAACAACAAUCUCCAGUGGUGGGAUGGAUGAUGGUGGAUCUUCCCCGUGGGGAAGGGAACAGGGGCACCUUGUUGAUCUUGUUCAGAAGGAAGUUAAAUCACUCCUGCAAUCUGCACUCGAUGUAGCACUUUGUGUUAUUCGAGCUAAUCCAACUGUCCUAGAGGGGUUGGGGGCUCAUCUGGAAGAAAAAGAGAAAGUGGAAGGGGACGCUCUGCGGGAGUGGCUGAAGAUGGUGGUUGCUCCAAAAGAACUCGAAGUCUUUAUAAGAGGGAAACAAGAUUCCCUCUUCCCUUUGCUAUCCGAUUCCUGACAGUUUCCUCAACCUCAAGUGAUAAAUCCUCGAAAUCAUCAUCCAUUUUGAUGGCCACCACCAUUAGCGGUUAUGGCUCAACCCCACUUCAAACUCAUAUUGCAAAGGUGGCAGAAACCCCACUCUGUUGCUGUUACUAUUUUGAGAUAUCAGCAGGGGAAGGGCUAAUACAUCAUAAUACAUGGAUUGUGUAAAUAUGAUAUUGAUUUCAUCACAAAACAAUGUUCAUAGAAAUGGUUAUUUGUAUUGUGCCAAAAAGCUAGUUGUUAUCUGGAUCAUAUAUUUAAAGAAUAUUUGUGAUUUGGCAGUUCAAAUGUGCAAAUAAUGCCUUUUCAUUUUC
Messenger RNA from Impatiens glandulifera, 2782 nucleotides. Its product is annotated as ATP-dependent zinc metalloprotease FTSH 9, chloroplastic-like. The record is from RefSeq and is a predicted model, not a curated record. The transcript is spliced from 14 exons. Gene Ontology annotation, biological process: proteolysis. Gene Ontology annotation, cellular component: chloroplast thylakoid; membrane. Bases 61 to 2442 code for a protein of 793 amino acids. NCBI's taxonomy places the organism in Eukaryota, Viridiplantae, Streptophyta, Magnoliopsida, Ericales, Balsaminaceae. Gene Ontology annotation, molecular function: metalloendopeptidase activity; ATP hydrolysis activity; zinc ion binding.